AGGGGAGGAGCUGGGGAGGCGGAGGUUGGGGUAAGGGGGAGGAGAGGCAGACGGCUACGGGAGCUUAAGAGGAGAGGUCCAGAAGCCCCAGCUAAGAAGAAGGAAUCUAAGAUCCAAGUGAAACGACUUGCCAUGCUUAUCCAGUGAUCGGUGCUGAGUUUCAAAUCCAAGUCUUCUGCCUACAACUCCAGGACGCUACCCACUGUGGCACAUUGCUCUUUGUCCUAUCAAAGGUGCCCUGGUUGUUCAUUUUAUUCUGCUUUCACUUUCCUGAUUUCACCUGAUUCAGGUGCCUGGCCCAGGUCCAGAGGACUGUGAUGUGCAGAAAAGAAAUGAGGCAGUUGCUGUUGCCCCUUGCCCUGUGGCUCAGUGCUCUGGGGCCCACAGGAACCAGGGGGGAUGAGCUCUCGGUGCUACAACAACGGGGCUUGCAGGUGGCUUUGGAGAAGUUCCACAAUCACCCACCUGUGCAGUGGGCAUUCAAGGAGAUCGGUGUGGACAGUGCCAGCGACAUGUCAUUCCCUGGAGGGACAUUUGUUCGACUGGAGUUUGGGCUCCAGCAGACCAGCUGCCGAAAGAAGGACUGGAAGAAUGCUGAGUGUAAGGUGAAGCCCAAUGGGCGGAAGAGGAACUGUUUGGCUUGCAUCAAGUUUGAUUCCAAGGAUCGGAUCCUGAAACAGAUGAUUCACUGCCCCAUUGGGACCCCGUUGAGUCAAAGGGAUCCUGAGGGGCAGCAGGAAAGCCAGUGCACUCAAGUGGAGAGAGCUGGUGAGGAACCCCACAGCUAUUACUUCCCUGGCACAUAUGCCUUUUCUAGGAGUCACAGCUCUGGCUGAAUCCUAAGCAGGGUGUUACGUUGCUUUCAAUCCUUUUGAAAACCAAUGAAUAGUGCAAAGGCUCCCCACCCACCAGGGACAGCACCCCUUAUCCCUCCUCACCUGGGAGAAGAGGCCAGGCCCUACUAACCCUGUACACAGCACCCUUGCUUCUUCCUGUCUCAAAUAAAACUUCCAAAAACUUUGUGCUCCCUA
Molecule: messenger RNA, 1031 nt
Organism: Phascolarctos cinereus (koala)
Lineage: Eukaryota; Metazoa; Chordata; Mammalia; Diprotodontia; Phascolarctidae
Gene: RARRES2
Product: retinoic acid receptor responder 2
Biological process (GO): innate immune response; positive regulation of chemotaxis; inflammatory response
Cellular component (GO): extracellular matrix
Molecular function (GO): signaling receptor binding
Source: RefSeq, a predicted model, not a curated record